UCAAAACAUGAGUAUUGAAGAGCGUCCCCAAAAUAAGGCAAAGAUCUACCCAACCACAAGUGCAACCUCUCAAGAAGUGAGCAGCACUGAAUGGGGUUUCAUAGAGAUGAGUGAACAAGAGGUGGAUCUCAUAUGCAGAAUGCACGACUUAGUUGGAGAUAGAUGGAAUUUGAUAGCAGGUCGCAUUCCGGGUCGUAAAGCCGAAGAAAUUGAGAGAUUCUGGAUUAUGAGACAUGCUGAUCAUGCCAACAGAAAUCAUCAACAUAUAGAAAAAUAAAUUUAGGAUUAAGACUUUUGUUUUAGUUAUUCAGAUUAUUAUUAUUAUUAUUAUAAUUUUUGGAAUAUGGUUUCUUCUGAAAUAUUUGUAUUACCCCUAGU
Vicia villosa (hairy vetch) is the source of this 378-nucleotide messenger RNA. Its product is annotated as MYB-like transcription factor ETC3. Gene Ontology annotation, biological process: cell differentiation. The transcript is spliced from 3 exons. NCBI's taxonomy places the organism in Eukaryota, Viridiplantae, Streptophyta, Magnoliopsida, Fabales, Fabaceae. Gene Ontology annotation, molecular function: transcription cis-regulatory region binding. The record is from RefSeq and is a predicted model, not a curated record. The coding region runs from base 8 to 277 and encodes 89 amino acids. Gene Ontology annotation, cellular component: nucleus.